GGUGAACGGUGGUAGUUCAAAGGUUGCAAUUUUGUUGUCUUUGUGUAAAGGAGUGGAGCUCGAUCUCGCAUCACUCUUCCCUCUUCCCCGAGUCCUUUCUAAACUCUCCCCCGGGUUUUUACCCUCCCGAACCUCUCCCCUUCUACCCUUAAAACCCCAACCCUCCCCCGGAUCAGUCAGCAGCGCUCUGAUAAGAUCUGUCUCUGUGACCAAAGACCCCCGGUUUUGUACAGACCACUACAGUUGCAGUUAUGGACUCCGGAGUGAUUGAAGGCGGACUCAAUGUCACCCUUACUAUAAGGCUGCUCAUGCACGGCAAGGAGGUUGGAAGCAUAAUUGGAAAGAAAGGUGAAUCUGUGAAGAAAAUGAGAGAAGAGAGUGGGGCUCGUAUCAACAUCUCUGAAGGCAAUUGUCCUGAACGGAUCAUCACUUUGGCAGGUCCGACGACAGCCAUCUUUAAAGCGUUCUCCAUGAUCAUAGAGAAGUUGGAAGAGGAUAUCAGCAGCUCAAUGACAAACAGCACAGCUACCAGCAAGCCCCCAGUGACCCUACGCAUUGUAGUACCUGCCAGCCAGUGUGGCUCACUCAUUGGGAAAGGUGGCUGCAAGAUCAAGGAAAUUCGAGAGUCAACCGGUGCUCAGGUACAGGUGGCAGGAGACAUGCUUCCCAACUCCACAGAACGUGCCAUCACCAUUGCUGGGACUCCUCAGUCAAUAAUUGAGUGUGUUAAGCAGAUCUGUGUGGUCAUGCUUGAGUCUCCCCCUAAAGGGGUCACCAUCCCCUACCGACCCAAGCCUUCAGGAUCACCCGUCAUCUUUGCAGGUGGACAGGCCUAUGCUGUACAAGGACAGCACGCGAUCCCACAGCCAGAUUCUUCCUCUGCUGCUAUUUCUCCACAGCUCACCAAGCUUCACCAGCUGGCUAUGCAGCAGAGCCCUUUCCCUAUUGCACCAGGCAACCAGGGAUUCACUGGGAUAGAUGCUUCUGCUCAGACUAGUUCCCAUGAGAUGACCAUUCCAAAUGAUCUGAUUGGAUGCAUCAUUGGCCGCCAGGGAGCCAAGAUCAAUGAGAUCAGGCAAAUGUCAGGUGCCCAGAUCAAGAUCGCAAAUCCAGUGGACGGAUCAACUGACCGCCAGGUUACCAUCACAGGUUCGCCCGCCAGCAUCAGUCUGGCGGAGUACCUCAUCAAUGCAAGUGUAGAGUCCUCUAAACCUCCUCCCUCCUCCUCCUCCUCCUCCUCCUUGAACCCUGAACAGACCAGCUUGUGCCCUCCUUCCACCUCUACUACUACUACUACUACCACUACUACUACUACUACCACCACCACCUCCUCUGCCGCUACCUCCUCCUUCUCCUCCUCUUCCUCCUCCUCUUCUUCUUCUUCCUCCUGUGUGGCGCCCCCUACAGCCUCCAUCCCUCUGUCCUUGUUGGCUCCAGGGCCACCUCCUUCCUCUUCCUCCUCCUCCUCCUCUUGCUCCUCCACCGACUCCCUGCUCCCCAGCUCACCCGCCUGUGUGUCGAGUCUCCUCAGUCUCAAGCCCCUGCCUCUCCUGGCCCUCCAUGUUGUCAGUGGGGCCAGUAACCCCCCACACCCAAUUCCUACUGAGCCCAAAGUCGCCCCCGAGCUGGGCUCCAAGUCCAAAAGGCGAAGGCUCUCCCCUUACUAAUGAAGGAAACAUAAGUCAUCUCCUCCUGAAGUGCUGACAGUGCUCUUUAUUGUCUGUACCUGCACUUGCUUUUGUAUCUGGCUGUGCCAUGCCUCGCUUACAGCACAAAGCAGCCCCUUGUAACACAGCCAGAGAGGUGGUUAACGCCAUAUUUAUAAAAUAUCUGUAGCUUGACUCUACCUGUCUCUUUAAAAUGUGACAUGUUGAGUGCAUUAUAUUUUUAAAGGACUCUGAACUUAGCAUGGACAGGGAAUAAUUUAACCGAAUCACUCUCUCUCUCUCUCUCUUUCUCUCUCUCUGUGUAAGCUCUGCUCAGGUAGCGGCUCCUUUAAGAUGUCACGUUGUACUUGUGGGAUUAGUUUCCUUCUAGUUACUUUUAAGUGACUGUUGUUAAAUUACAUAAAAGAUGGUCUCAUUGUGAUUUGUUUGCUAAUGUAAGAAAAAAAGCAAAGUAAUUUUGAAUCAAAGUAAAUCUUCCCUCAGGUAUCCAAGCCACUUGUUCAUGCUUUGGGUUUUGUUGAUAUUAAAAAUCUAAAAAUACUCAUCUGCUUCAGCUUACCAAUUAGGAGAUGAUUACUAAUUAGACACCAGAAAUAUGUAGGUAAUUCCCUCUCAUCUCAAGAAGGGGAAAUUUCCUACCUCUGUUUUUGGGACUAUGAAGCUUCGGCAUUUAGCUCAUAGGCUUAGCUGUUAAAACUGAAAACAGGAGCGAAACAAAAGAGGAAUCAUAUUUGGAGUCCCAUUCAAGGCAUUUUUAAUUGGCUGUUCUCAUCUCCUUAUCCAUUUGUCUGAUCCUACUGUUCAUGUUUUUACAUCUGCUGUGAAACGUUGUCAUUCAGGCAUGUUUGUUAGGCAUGGACGAAAUGGACUUACAUCACAGUAAGCUGUGGUAUUUACUCUGGCAUUAAAAAGCCCCAGACCUUGCGCAUGUUUUCCCAUAUUGUGAUGGCGAAAAGCUCAUCGCAGAAGAUGAACAGUGAACAUUUAUAAUUGGACACAUUCUAAAAGCUGGUCAGCAAUUAUGGGGAGGGUUUGAUUUCUAUAAUACCCAAUAGACUUUUCAAUUAUUUGUUGAGAAGGGUAUAAAUAUUUUCAACAUGCCAUGUUUUUGUUAAAUUGUACAUAAAAAUACAUAUUUUAAAAAAAAUUAUAUGAGCAAUUGAGCAAUAUCUCAUGUUUGUCAUCUGAAAACAAACUUCCUGGUUAACUGAAAAUGACUUUAAAUGUAAAUCAACCAGGGGUAUGAAUAACUAAGAGCUUAAGAGCUCUAAUUAAUAUGGACUUUUUUUGUUCUGUUAAUCGAGGAAAAAACAAAGGAUUGUUAAAUCGCAGCUUUGAGAAAAGCCAGGCUUGCUGGCUGUUGGCUCCUGUUUUGCAGAGUUUCCACUAAGCCUGAGCAGCUUAAUUUUUUCCUCGUAUCCAUAAAUAGUGCCAGUCCCCUUACUAAGCUUGUGAUUAUUUAACACGCAACCCUUGGCUAGUUCAUUCAUUUGUAUGUAGCCCGACUUUGACUAGAUGCUGAGUUGAGAUGUUUUUUUUAAUUUGUAAUACAAACCCCUGAAGCUAGACACGUAAUGGUUUUCUGUAAGAGCACAACAUUUCCUGGUGUAUAAAGCCAGAUGACCUCCUUCCAGAGGUUUUUAUGGUAAUGAUGUAAUAAGUAGAGUAAAUAUUGAUGUUUUCUCUGUUCUGUCUGAUUGCAUGCCUUCCUCUCUCUCCUCCCCUGCUCUCUGGAUGUGUAUCUGUUUU
Molecule: messenger RNA, 3416 nt
Organism: Girardinichthys multiradiatus
Lineage: Eukaryota; Metazoa; Chordata; Actinopteri; Cyprinodontiformes; Goodeidae
Product: poly(rC)-binding protein 2
Exons: 13
Coding region: 252-1667 (471 amino acids)
Biological process (GO): regulation of gene expression; regulation of RNA metabolic process
Cellular component (GO): cytoplasm; nucleoplasm; nucleus
Molecular function (GO): mRNA binding; single-stranded DNA binding
Source: RefSeq, a predicted model, not a curated record